AUGUGUGCUGGAACUAUUUCGUUAGAUACAACAACUGAUAGCGAGACGAUAUUUGGGAGUUACUUAGAGCCCUCGAUUGACAUUCUUAAACGUCUACAUAGAGUCAGAGGUGAGGUUCGUCAUGAUAUAGAAAUGGAAGAGCCAGUUGCCGAAAGUAAUAGACAAAUGGUACAAAGAACACCAUCACCAACACAAACAACAACAGAGGUACUUAAAAGAUCAGGAAGAAUAAGAACUCCAAGAAAGAGAGACAUUUAUGAAGCACCUGAAAGAUCAAGAAAAAGAACAACAAAAUCACAAACAACAAAAUCACAAACAACAAAAUCAAAACCAAAAUCAACAAGAACAAGAAUGACAAUUAGAGCAGAUGCAGGUGGAGUUGAAAUGACAGCGUCAGGUACUGAAACAGAAGGUGCUACAGCUGAAAACAUACGCCCUAUUAGUACAAUUUCUCAAGCAACUAAUAGAGAAUAUGCAGAUGCAGUUGAAGUGACAGCGUCAGUUCCAGAAGGUGCUGCUGAAAAUAUUCGCCCAACUCCUACGCUUGUUAGUAAUGAGAUGUUGUAUGAUCAAGGAAGAGUCCUUCAAGAAAUCCUUCAAGAUCAAGGAAGAGUCCUUCAAGGAAUCCUUCAAGAUCAAGGAAGAGUCCUUCAAGGAACCCUUCAAGGAAUCCUUGAAGCAAUAAACAGAUUAAAUAACACAAUGACUCACUAA
This is a messenger RNA of Scheffersomyces amazonensis, 714 nucleotides long. RefSeq lists its product as uncharacterized. The coding region runs from base 1 to 714 and encodes 237 amino acids. The transcript has a single exon. The record is from RefSeq and is a predicted model, not a curated record. NCBI's taxonomy places the organism in Eukaryota, Fungi, Ascomycota, Pichiomycetes, Serinales, Debaryomycetaceae.